This is a messenger RNA of Theobroma umbraticum, 1720 nucleotides long. RefSeq names its product endoribonuclease E-like protein. Gene Ontology annotation, cellular component: chloroplast envelope; chloroplast thylakoid membrane. The record is from RefSeq and is a predicted model, not a curated record. NCBI's taxonomy places the organism in Eukaryota, Viridiplantae, Streptophyta, Magnoliopsida, Malvales, Malvaceae.
UUUGGGAGAUAUUUAUUUUAUCCAUACUUUAGAAGUCCAGCCAUGGAAAGAGCCACUUCUCCCCUCCUUUUUCUUCUCUGCUCCAUGCCAAAGCAGUAAAGGAGCAGCAAUGAGCAUUCUUUUGGGACUUGAAAUAUCAAUCCCCACCAACAAUAACACUCUCUUAUUCUCUUUCAAUGACAAACUACUCCCAACAACCUUCAAAAUCCGUCUUUUAUCUUCUCCCUCUCAUUUCCCCUUCCAACUCGGGCCAAGAAGGAGGAGAAGAAAGCAAAGCCACAGCUUCCCUCCCUCCAAAAAUCUACUCUUUAAUCCCAGUCUUCAAGCGAGUAGUAUAGCUAAUGCUCAGGUUGAAGAACAAGCAGAGGUUGAAGUUGCAGAAGGCUAUACAGUAACCCAACUUUGUGAUAAAAUAAUUGAUGUCUUUUUGAAUGAGAAACCCAGAGUAAAAGAAUGGAAAAAGUACUUGAUACUAAGGGAAGAGUGGAAUAAGUAUAGGGAAAGCUUCUAUAAUCAAUGUCGAACCCGGGCUGACAAGGAGAUUGACCCAACUAUGAAGCAAAAGUUAAUUUCUCUGGAAAGCAGGGUGAAGAAGAUUGAUGAUGAAAUGGACAGACACAGUGAACUUCUCAAGGAGAUACAAGAUAGCCCCACAGAUAUAAAUGCAAUUAUUACAAGGCGACGUAAAGACUUCACGGAUGAAUUUUUCCGCUACCUCGCUCUGGUUUCAGAAACCUAUGAUGGUCUGGAGGACCGUGAUGGUGUAGCUAGACUGGCCGCAAGAUGCUUGUCUGCUGUUGGUGCUUAUGAUAAGACACUGGAGGCUGUGGAGAAUUUAGAUGCUGCCCAGGCAAAAUUUGAUGAUAUACUAAAUUCUCCUUCUGUGGAUGUGGCAUGUGAAAAGAUCAAAAGCCUUGCCAAGGCAAAGGAACUUGACUCUUCAUUGAUUCUAUUGAUAAAUAGUGCAUGGGCUUCAGCAAAGGAGUCCACCACUAUGAAGAACGAGGUUAGAGACAUCAUGUAUCGCUUAUACAAAGCCACAAAGAGCAGUCUUAGGAGUAUUGCACCAAAAGAGAUAAAGUUGCUCAAGCAUCUGCUAAACAUCACGGACCCUGAAGAGAGAUUUUCUGCAUUAGCAACAGCUUUCUCUCCAGGGGACGAACAUGAAGCCAAGGAUCCUAAUGCUUUAUACACUACUCCAAAAGAGCUGAAUAAGUGGAUUAAGAUCUUGCUGGAUGCAUACUCUCUGAAUAAGGAGGAGACUGACAUCAAAGAAGCUAAAAAGAUGACUCAACCUAUAGUUAUACAAAGGCUGUUCAUCCUCAAGGAAACAAUUGAAGAAGAGUACUUGGAUCAAAGGACAACAGUAACAGAGCAUACGGAGGAUAAAAUGGAAUCGGAAGAGUUCUAAACUAUAACCUAUGUUCAUCAAUAUACAUGAGGACCAUCUAGCAACCACCUGACAUGUUUUUCUGCUAGAAAAAGAAAUUAGGUUUCAAUGGCGAAUCUUAGAAUGUGACUCAUUCAUAGCUUAUACUAUGGCCACAGACAAGUUAUGGAUCUUUAUGCUGUAUUUGAUAAGGAGUGGCAAUGUGGGAGGAUAUUACCUCUUUGAGCUACCGGGUACGAAAUGAGGUGGCAUAAUUCAACUAUUAGAUGAAGAAAACUUUCAUUGUUAUCUUGUUAUCCAUUAAUAUCAAAUGCACUGUUAAUUUUGUCA